Plasmopara halstedii is the source of this 594-nucleotide messenger RNA. RefSeq lists its product as uncharacterized. NCBI's taxonomy places the organism in Eukaryota, Oomycota, Peronosporomycetes, Peronosporales, Peronosporaceae. The record is from RefSeq and is a predicted model, not a curated record. The coding region runs from base 1 to 594 and encodes 197 amino acids. The transcript is spliced from 4 exons.
AUGGCAAGCGCUGCGAUGGUCGUCUACUGCUUUGACACGCUACAGUCCCACUUCAAUGGCAGUACCGAACCCAAACCUUUCUUUGAUGUACAGCAGGAAUAUCCGCUGUUCGUGACAUGGGAGGUCGAGGAACAAGGCAGGAUUCAACUGCGGGGUUGUAUCGGUACACUGGCACCCACGCGUCUUCAAAAUCUGCGUGACUUCACAUUCAAAAGUGCCUUGCACGAUCGUCGCUUUGAUCCAAUCGGGCCGCAAGAGCUAAACCGGUUGCUCUGCUCCGUGUCCCUUCUCAUUGACUAUAACGACGCCAAAAGCUACGACGACUGGGUGAUUGGUACUCAUGGAAUUAUCAUCAAGUUCAACGAUUCGGAUGGUAAUACGUACAGCGCUACUUACCUGCCUCAGGUUGCGCGAGAGCAAGGCUGGACUCAUGUCGAGACGAUUACGUCGCUAAUGCGAAAGGCUGGCUAUCGCUGUACCGUAUCUGAAGAUAUGCUUAAAACCGUCAAGGUCACACGCUACCGUACCUCCAUCCAUAAGCUUACAUACCAGCAAUACCUCUCCGUCAAACAAGAGAUAUGCGACUAUGCUUGA